Molecule: messenger RNA, 6118 nt
Organism: Manis javanica (Malayan pangolin)
Lineage: Eukaryota; Metazoa; Chordata; Mammalia; Pholidota; Manidae
Source: RefSeq, a predicted model, not a curated record
GCGUCUUCUCCUGGCGGCGCGCGCCCGCCCGGCCCCGCGGCGGCGGCGCGUCACCCUCUCCCCCGCCCCGAGCCCACGAGCCGGGAGGCGGCGGCUGCUGCUGCAGUGGGGCAGGUGGCGGCGACUGGCGGCUCUCGAGGCGGCGGCAGCGAUUUAACCCAGAAACUGACUUCAUUAUAGAAAUACCCACAGUUAUAUCAAUGUUUGGGGAAAGGUAGUGGCAACAGGCGAAGGAAACACAGCUCUGACAUCCUAGGGACAAUGAGCCUGUUAAAGCCAAGUGGGCUGAAGGCCCCCACCAGGAUCCUGAAGCCUGGAAGCACAGCCUUGAAGACCCCCGCUGCUGCUCCAGUAGAAAAAACAAUAUCCAGUGAGAAAGCAUCAAGCACUCCAACCUCUGAGACACAAGAAGAAUUUGUGGAUGACUUUCAUGUUGGGGAGAGAGUUUGGGUAAACGGGAAUAAGCCUGGAUUUAUCCAAUUUCUGGGAGAAACCCAGUUUGCACCAGGCCAGUGGGCUGGGAUUGUUUUAGAUGAACCCAUAGGCAAGAAUGAUGGUUCAGUGGCAGGAGUCCGGUAUUUCCAGUGUGAGCCUUUAAAAGGCAUAUUCACCCGACCUUCAAAGUUGACAAGGAAGGUUCAAGCAGCAGAUGAAGCUAACGGCCUGCAGACGACUCAUGCUUCCAGAGCCACUUCACCUCUGUCCACUUCUGUGGCCAGCAUGGUGUCAUCCUCCCCAGCCACCUCCUCAAAUGUCCCCCAUAAAUCAUCCCAGCCAACAGCAAAGGAACCUUCAGCUACAUCACAGAUCAGCAACCUUACAAAAACUGCCAGUGAAUCUAUCUCCAACCUCUCCGAGGCUGGCUCAAUCAAGAAAGGGGAAAGAGAGCUCAAAAUUGGAGACAGAGUAUUGGUCGGUGGUACUAAGGCUGGCGUAGUCCGGUUUCUUGGGGAGACAGACUUUGCGAAGGGGGAGUGGUGUGGUGUGGAGUUAGAUGAACCUCUUGGGAAGAACGACGGGGCUGUGGCUGGAACCAGGUAUUUUCAGUGUCAACCCAAAUAUGGCUUGUUUGCUCCUGUCCACAAAGUGACCAAGAUUGGCUUCCCUUCUACUACUCCAGCCAAGGCCAAAGCCGCUGCUGUGAGGCGGGUGAUGGCGACCACGCCCGCCAGCCUGAAGCGCAGCCCUUCUGCCUCCUCUCUCAGCUCCAUGAGUUCUGUGGCCUCCUCCGUGAGCAGCAAGCCCAGUCGCACAGGAUUAUUGACUGAAACCUCCUCCCGUUAUGCCAGGAAGAUCUCCGGCACCACUGCCCUCCAGGAGGCCCUGAAGGAGAAGCAGCAGCACAUUGAGCAGCUGCUGGCUGAGCGGGACCUAGAGAGGGCGGAGGUGGCCAAGGCCACGAGCCACGUGGGGGAGAUAGAGCAGGAGCUAGCUCUGGCCCGAGACGGACACGACCAGCAUGUCCUGGAAUUGGAGGCCAAGAUGGACCAGCUGCGGACAAUGGUGGAAGCUGCUGACAGGGAGAAGGUGGAGCUUCUCAACCAACUGGAAGAGGAGAAAAGGAAGGUUGAGGACCUGCAGUUCCGGGUUGAGGAAGAAUCAAUCACUAAAGGCGAUCUUGAGCAAAAGAGCCAGAUUUCUGAAGAUCCCGAGAAUACGCAGACCAAACUGGAGCAUGCCCGCAUUAAGGAGCUUGAACAGAGCCUGCUCUUUGAAAAGACCAAAGCUGACAAACUCCAGAGGGAGUUAGAAGACACUAGGGUGGCUACAGUGUCAGAAAAAUCCCAUAUAAUGGAACUAGAGAAAGAUCUAGCAUUGAGAGUACAGGAAGUAGCUGAGCUGAGAAGAAGGCUAGAGACCAGUAAGCCUGCGGGGGAUGUCGAUAUGUCACUCUCCCUUUUGCAAGAGAUAAGCUCUUUGCAAGAAAAGUUAGAAGCCACCCAUGCUGACCACCAGAGGGAAAUAACUUCUCUGAAGGAGCAUUUUGGAGCCCGGGAAGAAACACAACUGAAGGAGAUAAAGGCUCUUCAGGCUGCCACAGAGAAGCUUUCCAAAGAGAAUGAGUCAUUGAAAAGCAAGCUUGACCAUGCCAACAAGGAGAAUUCAGAUGUAAUAGUCCUGUGGAAGUCCAAGCUGGAGACCGCCAUCGCGUCCCACCAGCAGGCGAUGGAGGAGCUGAAGGUGUCCUUCAGCAAGGGGAUUGGAAUGGAGACAGCAGAAUUUGCCGAGCUAAAAACACAAACAGAGAAAAUGAGACUAGAUUACCAGCAUGAAAUAGAAAAAUUGCAGAACAAACAAGACUCCGAACGGUCUGCUCACUCAAAAGAGAUAGAAGCCCUAAGGGCUAAACUUAUGAAAAUCAUUAAGGAGAAAGAGAAUAGUCUGGAAGCCCUCAAAGCGAAACUGGACAGAGCAGAAGACCAGCACCUAGUAGAAAUGGAAGACACCUUAAACAAAUUACAGGAAGCCGAAAUAAAGGUAAAAGAGCUAGAGGUACUACAAGCCCAGUGCAAUGAACAAACCAAGGUUAUUGGUAAUUUUACAGCACAGCUCAAGGCUACUGAAGAAAAGCUCUUGGAUCUUGAUGCACUUCAGAAAGCCAGUUCUGAAGGUAAAUCGGAAAUUGAGAAACUUAGACAGCAGCUUGAGGCAGCUGAGAAACAGAUUAAAGGUUUAGAGAUUGAAAAGAACACUGAAAGUGGCAAGGCUAGUAGCAUUACCAAAGAGCUGCAGGGCAAAGAGCUGUCACUUAAAAACCUCCAGAAAAACUUAAGUGAGAUCAGUCAAGUGAAGGAGGCUUUGGAAAAAGAACUUCAGAUUUUGAAAGAAAAGUUUGCUGAUGCUUCAGAGGAGGCAGUUUCUGUUCAGAGAAGUAUGCAAGAAACUGUAAAUAAAUUACACCAAAAAGAGGAACAGUUUAACGUGCUGUCUUCUGAACUGGAGAAGUUGAGAGAAAACUUAACAGAUAUGGAGGCAAAAUUCAGAGAGAGAGAUGAAAGAGAAGAGCAGUUGAUAAAGGCAAAGGAAAAAUUGGAAAAUGACAUUGCAGAAAUAAUGAAAAUGUCAGGAGAUAACUCUUUUCAGCUGACAAAAAUGAAUGAUGAAUUACGUCUGAAAGAAAGAAAUAUAGAAGAAUUACAGCUAAAACUUACAAAGGCCAAUGAAAAUGCAAGUGUUCUGCAGAAAAGUAUUGGGGAGGUAACUCUAAAAGCUGAGCAAAGCCAGCAGGAAGUGGCUAAAAGGCACGAGGAAGAAAAGAAACAGUUGCUGGAUAAAUUGUCAGACUUGGAAGAGAAGAUGGAAAUGAGCCACAACCAGUGUCAAGAUCUCAAAGCCAGGUAUGAAGAAGCCAGUUCUGAGACAAAGGUUAAGCAUGAAGAAGUCCUACAGAACCUGCAGAAGAUGCUGGGAGACACCAAGGAGCAGCUGAAGGCUGCACAAGAGGAGAACAGCAACUUGCUGCAGGAGAUGAUGGAGCUGAAGAGACAAGCUGACAAAGCCAAAGCUGUUCAGACAGCAGAAGAUGCCAAGCAGAUAAUGGAACAGAUGACCAAAGAGAAGACUAAAACUCUGGCCUCCUUGGAAGAUACCAAGCAAACAAAUGAAAAACUACAGAAUGAGUUGGAUACACUUAAAGAAAACAACUUGAGAAAUGUGGAAGAGCUGAAUAAAUCAAAAGAACUUCUGACUGUAGAGAAUCAAAAAAUGGAAGAAUUCCAGAAAGAAAUACAGCUGGUGAGGGAGGAUCUGAGCAGCAGAAGAUUCCCUAACCAACCUCCCACUGCCAAAAUCCCACCUCUGAGCUCUACUAGAGAAACCCUCAAGCAGGCAGCCGCUCAGAAGUCCCAGCAGCUUUCAGCAUUGCAAGAAGAGAACGUUAAACUUGCUGAGGAGCUGGGGAGAAGCAGGGACGGAAUCACAAGUCACCAAAAGCUGGAAGAGGAGAGAUCUGUGCUCAAUAAUCAAUUGUUAGAAAUGAAAAAGAGAGAAUCCAAAUUAAUAAAAGACACAGAUGAAGAAAAAGCUUCCUUGCAGAAAUCCAUCAGUAUUACUAGUGCCUUACUCACAGAAAAGGAUGCAGAACUGGAAAAACUGAGAAAUGAGGUCACAGUGCUCAGGGGAGAGAACGCCUCUGCCAAGUCCUUGCAUUCUGUUGUUCAGUCUCUAGAGUCUGAUAAGGUGAAGCUUGAGCUCAAGGUAAAGAACCUGGAGCUUCAACUCAAAGAAAACAAGAGGCAGCUCAGCAGCUCCUCAGGUAAUACUGAUACUCAGGCAGAAGAAGAUGAAAGAGCCCAGGAGAGUCAGCAAAUGAUUGAUUUCCUAAAUUCAGUAAUAGUGGACCUUCAGAGGAAGAAUGAAGACCUCAAGAUGAAAGUGGAGAUGAUGUCAGAAGCAGCCUUUAAUGGGAAUGGUGAUGACCUAAACAAUUAUGACAGUGAUGACCAGGAAAAGCAGUCCAAGAAGAAACCUCGCCUCUUCUGUGACAUAUGUGAUUGCUUUGAUCUCCACGACACAGAGGAUUGUCCUACCCAGGCACAGAUGUCUGAUGACCCCCCACAUUCCACACACCAUGGCAGUCGGAGUGAGGAACGCCCAUACUGUGAAAUCUGUGAGAUGUUUGGGCACUGGGCCACCAACUGCAAUGACGAUGAGACCUUCUGAUUAAGCUUCAACUUGAGAGCUAGGCCUUCUCAGACGCACUAGCAUUUGGGCAGCUGAGCACCAGCAUUGUGUGUGUGAACUUCAGGAGAACUCACCUUAUUUUUGAGCCCCCGUCAACAAAUCCAAGAAAAUACCUUGAUCUUCAACAAUUUGUCCUUUCAGUCUCCCCUUACAAGUUAGAAUAAUAAACACUGAGUAGGUGAGUUUUCACCUCUAACUUUGUCUUCUUGAUUUUUAAAAGUUUUAAUAAGACAUUGCACCAGAUGCCAUUACAUUUACUGUCCCUAGGGAAACCUCCUAGAACAUCUUUACCCUUAAAAUACCUUAUUUAAGUAACUUUAAAUUAUGCUGUUACUUUUCAUAAUAUUUGCACUAAAAUAUUUCCAAGCUGCAUUUGUAUAUUUAGAUGUUUUUGGUUAAGCUUUGACACUGGAAUGAGUUGAAAAAUGUGCCAUUUUACAUUUUCAUCUACUCAUUUAAAGUAUUUUAUUCUUAAAGAAAUAUCUGAGCUCUUUGCACUACCUGAUGUCAGUAGUGCCUUUAUUUCAGGCUUGAUGAUACUUGGGUGUGAUUAUAAAAUCAUGAAACAGGUAAAGGGAUAGGGAAGCCCACAAACUGCUGUGGGGACAUUUUAUAAUCUAUAUGCUGCACCCACUUACUCUACUGUGGUGUUUUGUUUAUUGGUUUUGCAUAAUUUCAGCUUCUAUAUAUUAUAUGUAUAUAUUUUUAAGAAAUCUCUAUUUUGGGAAAAAACAUACACAGUGUGUCUUUCUUUUCAGAUUUUUUACCUUAAAAUGUUCAUCAGCACCUAGCAGAAGUAGGCCAGAAGUAGUAUCAUGUGGCUUUGCAACUGUUUUUUCUUUUUGUUUUCAUUUCAUUUCUUUAUCAGAUAUAAUAUAGGGGAAAAUUUUCUCCAAAAAAUCUUUUUCUUUCUCCAACAGAUAUCCCCAGCAGUCAAUUAAUUAAUCAGCCAGUAUAAAACACCUAAGUUAACCAAUCUGCAACCUUUACAAGUUUUUUUUUACUGUGUUUUUAGAUGAAUGUAUGAUAAGAAAUCCAACAUUAAUAGUUUUGGAUUUUCUUAUCACAAAAAUAAAAUGAAGGACCUCAACCACCGAAAGUUUAUCAAUCAGCUCGAAUCUCUAUCUUCAUUUGAAUGUCUUCUAGAAUGUAUAAAAAGUAGUAAAUAUCUUCCAAGCUACAUGUGAAUAAGAACUUCUAUAACUGUAUAUAUGCCUUUGAUGUAUUUUCCCCUCAAGAUUAUCAACUGUGUGUUUGGCAAGUGAAAAAUAUAUCUGUAAUUGAAAUUUUUGGUUAUAAACCUAUUAUAAUAGGAAUUGUUUCACAAACAAUAUGCAAAGCAGUAUUAAAACUUGAGCAAACAGAUGUUUGGUAUCUACUUUAAUAAAUGGUUAUUGUUUUUCGCCAGUGGUAGUAAACUGAUGUUAUCCUCAGG